AUGUCGACCACAAUUCCUUAUCUGUUGGCUAAAAAUGCCAUCUUGAUGGGCUUCGCUCGCUUCGUGGGCUGCCGGAUACGCCCAUCAAUCGUAAUGUUGACCCCGACAGUCCACGACAAACCCGGCCACAACCGUGCGACGUGGCCGGUCCCACCGGGUUCGUCCCUUCCUUUCGCCUUCCCCUCCUCGACUAUUUGGACCCAGGGCCCAGAUCUGCUGUCAGCCGUCGGCAACCUGCAAAACAUUCGUGUAACCCGCAAAUCGGACAAAUAUGCCGUAACCCGCAAAAACCAUCGCAAAUCCAACCCAACCCGCAAACACGGAGUUGAAUAUCCGAAAAUACGUGUCCGAGGCCAAAAAGUUGAUACGGUCUUCAUCUGUCCGUUUGGUGGAAUCUUUCCCAUCAACGGUUCAUCUUAA
Debaryomyces hansenii CBS767 is the source of this 420-nucleotide messenger RNA. Its product is annotated as DEHA2C09174p. The transcript has a single exon. The record is from RefSeq and is a predicted model, not a curated record. Bases 1 to 420 code for a protein of 139 amino acids. Lineage: Eukaryota; Fungi; Ascomycota; Pichiomycetes; Serinales; Debaryomycetaceae.